AAAACAAGGUUGUAAAAAUGUUGGCAGUUGUUGUUGCUGUAUUUGCAACAUUAUGGUUACCAUAUCGUGCAUUGGUUGUUUAUAAUUCAUUUUCAUUUCCACCAUAUAUGGAAUUAUGGUAUUUGAUGUUUGCCAAAACGAUGAUUUUUGUCAAUAGUGCAAUCAAUCCAAUUAUAUACAGUGCAUGUAGUAUGAAAUUUCGUCGUGAAUUUAAACGUAUGUUAACAUGUGGAAGAAAAAAACGUCAAUCAACAAAUAUGGCUAAUUAUCGUUAUACUGCUGGUAUUACUACAACAAGACAUGGUAUUGCUAUGAAAUCUGUUGCACAUGAUUUUGGUGGUGGUGGUGGUAGGGGUGAUAAUGGAAUAAAUGAAUCAUCAUCAAUGACAUUCACAAUGGGGCCUAAUGAAUUAUCAGAAUUUCCCGCAACGAAUAAUAAUAAAUUUCGACGAACAUCACCGCCAUCUAGUGAUAAUUUAGACUUUCAAACAAAUCGAUCCAAUCAAUUUAAACAACAACAACAACAACAUUCAUCAACAAUUAGUGUAACAAUUUGUAAUGAAUUAAAAUCUAAACAAGAUGAAACAACAGCCGCAACAUCGAUCAAUAAUCAAUCAAUAAAAAAUCAACAUAAUGAUAAUGAUGAUGUCCCAACAAUUUUGAUUGGAUACGAUAAUCAUCAACAACAACAAUCAACAUCGAUAUUUGAUGAUAAUGAUGAUGAUAAUGAUCAAUCAACAAAAACAUUACGAUCCAUAAUAUCCAGAUCCAUUGCAAAUGGUUCACAAACAAUGAAUAAUAAUAAUAAUAAUAAUAAUAUGAUGGAUGAUUUACAAACAAUAAAAACAACAACUAUAACAAGUAUUGCUGCUGUUUAUAGUGAUCAUAAUCAUGAUGGACAAUUUUUUCGUACUGAAACUAUAUCCAAUAAUAAUAAUAAUAAUGAUAAUGAUCAUCAAUUGGAAUGUCCGGAACAUCAAUUUUGAAUUUUUCUUUAAAAAAAAAUUGAAUUUUCAUUUUGUUUUCUUUGCUUUGAUUCGCGAAUGAUGGAAUUAGGUUUAAUUGAAUA
Molecule: messenger RNA, 1069 nt
Organism: Dermatophagoides pteronyssinus (European house dust mite)
Lineage: Eukaryota; Metazoa; Arthropoda; Arachnida; Sarcoptiformes; Pyroglyphidae
Product: thyrotropin-releasing hormone receptor-like
Biological process (GO): G protein-coupled receptor signaling pathway
Cellular component (GO): membrane
Molecular function (GO): thyrotropin-releasing hormone receptor activity
Source: RefSeq, a predicted model, not a curated record